UUCUGCACAAUGGCUUUUUCACUGCUGGCUUUUUAUUUUGCAAUACUGUUAUCGAGGACUCUGGAGCUGUCCUCAUCUGGUCAUCAGAAGAGCGCUUUUGUGUCACGUAAAACGAGUGACAACUUGAUUUUGAAAUGUUUCUACGAAGGUGAGGUUGCUGCAAGGCUUUACUGGUAUAAACAACCUCUUGGACAGAAACCAAUGCUCAUCUCUUACUCCUACAUAUAUGAAAAAAAUAACACAUUUUUUGGCGAAUUUAAGAAUAAUCACCGCUUUUCACUGGAUACUGAAAAUGGCAAAAACCACUUGAUGAUCGGAGAUUUACAAAUUUCAGACUCAGCGACUUACUACUGUAUGACCUCUUAUUUAUACAGAUUAACAUUUUCAGAAAGCAUUACUGUUAUUGUUAACGAUGCAGAGUCAAACGUCCAAGCUGUGGUCCAACAGUCAGCUUCUGAGAUCAUCCAGCAAGGAGACUCUGUGACUCUGAACUGUACAGUACACACUGGGACCUGUGAUGAAGAACACAGUGUGUACUGGUUCCAAAACUCAGACGAAUCCCAUUCUCAGUCCCAUCCUGGACUCAUUUACACACAUUGGGGUGGGAAUGAUCAGUGUGAGAAAGAAGCUAAGACACAAAUACACACCUGUGUCUACAACUUGCCAAUGAAUAACCUGAAUCUGUCUCAUGCUGGGACCUACUACUGUGCUGUCGCCUCAUGUGGACACAUAGUGUUUGGAAAUGGAACAAAACUGGACUUUGAACGUGAGUAACAUUAAGACUGAGUUUACUAAAACCACAGUAGAUCCCACCCAGUUGUCUAAACUGUCUGACUUCAUGCAUUUUAAUGUUUUCUGGAGCGGCACCUUUGCAGUCACCUCCAUCCUGAGUGUAUUGCUGGCUUUCUCAGUGUGUGCGAUCAGCAAGAAAUGCAUCUGCAAAUCUCCUGAAUCUCAAGCAAGUCUCCCCAAAGCAGAUGCAACGGCUUUCCAAGAGGCAGAAAGACUCUAUUUUCCAUCUUCAACUGUCAACCUGCGCAACAGAUCAAGAAGUCAGAAGGAUCACACCUGGAGUGAAUGU
Messenger RNA from Maylandia zebra (zebra mbuna), 1081 nucleotides. The record is from RefSeq and is a predicted model, not a curated record. NCBI's taxonomy places the organism in Eukaryota, Metazoa, Chordata, Actinopteri, Cichliformes, Cichlidae.